Messenger RNA from Drosophila guanche, 5963 nucleotides. RefSeq lists its product as uncharacterized. Bases 22 to 5901 code for a protein of 1959 amino acids. Lineage: Eukaryota; Metazoa; Arthropoda; Insecta; Diptera; Drosophilidae. The transcript has 14 exons. Gene Ontology annotation, cellular component: axoneme. The record is from RefSeq and is a predicted model, not a curated record. Gene Ontology annotation, biological process: axonemal central apparatus assembly; cilium movement.
UAGCAAAAGACAUACGAACAAAUGUCGGAUAUUGAAAUACACCAUGUGGCCAAUGAGGCGUCAGCGCCACAGGAAGACGAAGAUGUGGAGCAAGGAGAAAGCAGAAAAGGUUCAGAAGUGCCCAAACCGAGCGCAAAACUCAAAUCAAAAACGAAUUUCUGCUGCAUAGCCAAAGAGUACUACAGCGACUACACAAACCUGGUUGAUUCGCUGCACAUAAUGCCGCGACUGAUGAUACACCAGCGGGGCUUCAAGAUUAACAACACCUACGGACUGACGCUGAAUAUAAGGAACAGUGGAUUGUACCCCCGCUUGAUCCGUGUGAGCACUGACAGCCGCGUGGACACUUCCAUUUCCAUAGUCGAAGCGGAUUUGCAUCGCUAUCUGGCAACCGAUCAGCUGCUGGAGGUGAAAAUCUGGAUACGUGCCAAAAGCUGGCGUGAUAUCAAUCGCAGGCGGCACAUUUACAUCGAGUCUUACCACCCAAAUAUCAUCUUUCAAGUGCCGAUUAUAGUGCUGCACAAGCUGGAGGAGCCUUCGUUGUGUGAAUUUAUAAGCCUGCCACGCUGCGUGCCAAACAAUAAGUCCUACUAUGAGAUGAUCAUCUACAAUCCCACAGAGGAACGCAUUCGCAUGCGCUUCAGAAACACCAAUCGCGGACUCACUUUGAACACUUUGAACAAGGAUCUGCUGCCGCCCAAGGACUACAUCAAAGUGCUGCUGGUAUUCCAUGCGGAGAAGCUGCAGUCGCUGAAAGGCUUCUUCAACAUCAAGUUCGGUGUGAUGGCACCCAAAAUGAUCAUUUUCGAUUUCCUCGCCAAGUCCAUGGGCGUGCAUCUAAGCGGCGGCACCGUGCCCUUUGGCCUGACCAAGUUCUCGCGCGAGGAGCGACGCACCGUGACCGUGUGCAAUGAGUCGUCGCAUGAGGUCAUGAUGUCAGGCACCUUCGACAGCGAUCAGCGUGACGUGGAGUCCGCCACGCACAGCGUUGCAUCACAUUUCUCGAACAAACUGAUCGACGAGGCCGUCAGCAUGCACAGCGUGCUGAUCUACGACUUUGAGGAGGAUUCCAACAUUCAAAAUGUCAACUACAAUGCGACGGCCCCCAAGCACUUUGGCUUCGUUGUGCCACACUCGAUACCGGCUUUGUCCGCAGCCGAGAUUGUCAUCAACUUUAGGCCGCUGUAUGACAGCAAUGAACCCUUCUCGGACGAUGCGGAGCCGCCGUACUUUCAGCGCACGCGCCUUAUCUUUUGCUUUACGGAUGCCGAAGAGUGCAUGGAGUCGCAUUUUGUGGUUGUCUCGGGCGAGAUAAGCGGCAUUGAGGUGGAGCUGUAUCCGAAAGUGAUUGAUUUUCGCAAGAUUUACCUCGGGGAGGAGCAUUGCGCGCAGAUAAAGAUACUCAAUGUGGAUGCUGUGCCCGCCAAAGUGGCGUACAAGGACACCCUGGAGAAGGACCUGGGCGGCGUGCGAGUGUCGCCCAUUGAGGGUCUCCUGCUGGAGCCCUGCUGCCGUGGCGCCUUUAGUCUUUCCUUCUACACGGUGCAUCCCUCACGUUUUACCAUCACGCUGCGCUUUAAGGUGGUCAAUGGAGCGCAUCACAAGGUGCACAUUAAAGGCACUGGCCAGCAUGUGCAGCUGCGCACGUUCCCACAGCUCGUGGAAUUCGGCAGCAUACCCAUGGCUGUGCCGCAAAAGCGUUAUAUGCUGCUCAUGAACCCCCUGGCAGUGCCCAUAACGCUGCAGGUGACGCCCAGCGAUGAUGGGGCGGAGCAGCCGCUGGUGCUGAACAUACGCGACUCCACGGAAAUGCUGCCCAUCACGGUCCGGGACCCCAUUAAGCACUUGCAGCGCGCACACGAGGACAUGCGCAACGAUUCGCUGGAGUUGACGGACAUCAAGCUGACGAGCCUCGUGCCGGAUAUGCUGUCACUGAAGUCGCUGCACAUUAAUGAGUCUGCGUACAGCAUGGAGUUCGAGGAGGAUGUGAUGGAACCCGUGCCGCUGCUGGCCACUCAUAUGCUGACCAACCUCAAGCGGCAAAAGAUUUUCGACAAAACGGAGACGGACAAGCGGGUGAUCCAAGAGGCGCUGCAUGGACUGCUCAGCACCAAAUACUUUUCCAUCUUCACCAAGCACAACAAUUUCAUAUUCAUGGACUGGAAUGCGUUGCCCAGCGAUCCACGGGAGGUUUACUGCGACAAUGAGAUCAUUUAUCUGCGACCCAACACGGGGCGCACCAUAACCAUUCUGCUCAUACCGAAUCAAGUGGGUUACUUCCAUCGCUCGCUCACCGUGCGCAUCUGUCCCUCGGUGCUGUCCAAUUCGGGUUCCAGCGAGAAUCUGCAGAGCGUUAAGACGCUCAUCAAGUCGGAUUUUCUGUGCUCCAAGCUGUGGUUUGAGUAUAAUUGUGUGACGCCCGAGAUUGAGUGGAGCCAUCUGGUGGAUCUCUCGUCUUGGAUUGUCUACGCGGGCGAGGAGUACGAAUUCGACAUGUCCUUCUACAACAGAUCCAACACGGGUGGUUUUCUGCACUUUGAUGUUAUUCCAAAUGAAAUGAGUUUUCGCGAUGGCACCUGGAAAUUCUACAUUGGCUCGGGCUCACGCAUCAUUGCCAAGUGUGCGGUCAGCUUUCGCUCGCUGGGCAACACACGGCUCACGGGUCUGAUCAAAAUUGUGGGCGCCUCGCGGCCUUAUGCCUUUCAUUUGUUUGCCAAUGUGCUGCCCACGGAGAUAAGGAUAACGCCCAACUAUGUGCAGCGACGACUGCAGACGUACGAGCUGCACAAGGUGCACUUUUACAUAGACAAUUGCUCGCCGACGAAUACCAAGCUGACAAUGAAGCUGCAGGACACCACGUUCCAAUAUUUGACAACGAGAGGCGGUGUGUUGGCCUCCACUGGGCAGAGCAUGUACACCACCCUGGUUGCGAUAUUCCCCGAUCCAGAUCUCUAUCAGAACAUACUCUAUGUGGACCUGCAGUUCGAUCAUGUCAUGGAGAUACCCAUCACAUUCCUCGUUGAGGGUGUGCCGCUGUACUUUGAGCCAAACAUCAGGCAGGGCUUCGAUGCGGGUCAGCUCUACACGGACACCAAGGAGCAGUUCCAGCAGAACGUCUACAAUCAUCGCUUUCCCGUGAAGGUUAUUAACAAAGGCUUCCGCACAUAUCGGAUCACCGUCACGCGCCUGAAGACCUACGCCCAGGCCAAGGGCCGUUACUCGCCCUGCGCCUCACAGGCACUGACCGCGCGCUUUGACAUCACGCCCAAGCAUUUGUACCUGCCGUCUGGCUGCGAGGAGCGACUCGAGAUACUCAUCAGCUCGUGGCAGGAGGGCGUGGUGCUGAGCGACUUUCUGCUGCAGGUCACCGACCAGAAGUAUCCGCAGCGCAAGUACACCAUCAAGGUGACGGCCAAGGCAGAGUUCGUCGAGUGCCAGCUGGUCUGGAGCCGCAAGCAGCUCCUCUUCGAGUACCAAAGCUGCGAGCCGCUGAAGCAACGCUCCAACAUACACACCCCCGAGCUAAUCAACAAGCACGCGCUGCCCAUUGCUGAGGUGCGGCUGCAGGUCUGCGGUCCCUUCCGCAUCAAGGGGCUCUACGAGGACACGUUCGAGAAGGAGAUCCUGGUGCCCAUUGAGGCGCUGCAGCACAAGGAUAUCUUUGUCAUACUCAACCGCGGGGCCAUGAAGCAGUUUUACUGCAAGCAGCUGGAGGGUCGCAUCAGCGUCUGGGCUUUGGGGCGUCAGCUGAAUCCGCUCGCGCUGAAGGUCACUGUCCAGGUGCCCGAUGUGCUUAUACUCCAGCCCGAGCUGGUGGUCUUUGAUCGCGGCGCGCCCUUUGACUGCAGCGUGAGUCUCGUCAAUCAGGGCUGCCUGCGUGCCGAGUUCAAGUGGAAGCGCCUGGAGACCGCCGAGCAGUUUGUGGGCGACAACGAUGAUCCGCAAGAUCUGGUGGCUGACUUCCUGUCGGAGUUGCUGCGCAUGCUUGAGUAUAAUUUUAGCUGCGAGGAUGAGCCCAAUAUGACGCUGCGCUAUCAGCAGUGUCGCUGUCAGUUUAGUCAGCAGUCGGACACGGCAGAACUUGUACUGGAGCUACUAGAUGAGUUGGUCAACGACUUGGACCUCAGCCACCGCCCUUUGGUGUACCCCCGGGAGGUGCAAUCCAGCGAAGACUCCGCCCUGGAGCUGCACAGCACUUCGAGCUUUGUGCGUGCCACAAUCCACGAUUUGCUCGAGCGACUCAAUGUCGAGUCCAGCGAGCAGCUGUCGCCGGCCUCCUCGGAGUACUGUUUUGCGGAGCGUUUCAUUUACUUCCAUGAGAAGCAGGGCGUGGUGGAGCUGCCCGAUGUGCAGCCGGAGCAUCAGUGUGUGUUGCAUGUACCCCACAUACGCCGCUCCCAUGAGUUGCGCGCAACCUUUCAGCUCACAGUGGUGGGCGGACGCAGUCAGUGUCUGUCCGUGACGUUGGUAAAUCUGACACAGAAGAUUAAGUUUCACAAGGAGAGCGUUUACCUGGGGAUUAAGCCUUGGUACGAGCAAUUCAAUGCUGUGCUGCGAGUCGAAAAUGUGACCAAAUAUCAGCUGCAACUGUUGGUCGUGGAGCUAACACCAGUGCAUUCCGCGGAGAAGCGACUCAUUGAGGGCUACAGCACGCUCGUCAGCAGCGAUUUGAUUCACUUGGAGCCGCUAGCCAGCGACCAGCUACGGCUCAAGGGCGUACUCGGCUUCAGUGAGAGUUUCUGCCACACCUUUGGGGUGCUAAUCAAUGGCAGUGCCUCGAGUCACUUCUGGCUGCGUGGCCAGGGCGUGAUGCCCAUGCUGAACGCAGACUCGAAGCUGCCAGCGGACCAUCAGGAUGAGCUGGAUAUCGUGGAGGAAUAUCGCCUGCUGCAGCGCAUUUACUACUACGAAAUGUUCAAAAGCAUCACCGAGACAGAUGCGGAGUUUUCUGCUGCCGCUGGCGAGGAGGAGGGCUUUCAGGAGGAUGCCAUAACCGAAGAUUUCAGUCAGCUGUCGGAGAGCGAGGAGGAAAUGUCCAGUGUGCGACAGCGGCAGCACGACACGCAGCUGUUUAAAAUGGUGCAAACCUACGUGCUGGUAAACAACAAUCAGGAGCUGCCACAUGCCACCAUCCUCAAGCAGCUGCUGCUGGGCGUACGCUACCGCAAACGCCUAAGGGACAACGGGGAGCUGUAUGCCAAGCACCAGCAGGUCUAUCAGCGCCAUCAGCAAUUGCACAAGGCAGGCAGCUACAAGCUGCCGCCGAAUGCCAAGUACUUUACGGUGCAGCCCAUACCUUGCCAGCAGCAGGGCCACAUCCUCGACCUUGGACAGCUGAAACGGAACACGCUGCGCCGCUUCGAGCUGCAGCUGCACUUCAGCGGCCCCGGCAAGCUAAUAGCAGCCGCACGUACGGCUGUACGCAUUCCCGGACUGUUUGUUGACUUUAGCAUCAGCCCGGACCAGCACGCUGAUAAGAAAUUAUCUUUCUGGUCUGAGCAGUGCACCACGCUGGAGUACUUCAAGAAGAAAUAUCGUAAUAUGCUGGAGCGACUGGCGGAUGCCCAGGACCCCACACUGAAGCAUUCGCACUCCUUCGAUCUGGAUCGUCUGCUGAAACAUCAGCGCACGCUGACGGGCAAGGAUCGCCACUUGAUGGAGGAGUACUACAACAGUCUCAAUCCGUCGGUCUAUGCCGAUCACAAGCAUCACUUCACGCUGGCCAAAGUGUACUCGGGCAGUCAGUCGAACUACUCCGGGGUGGAUGUGCGCAUUGUUGGUUACUUUAAGCCCGAGACGCGUUACUACGAAAAGGAUCAGUUUGUGGAGGAUUACAUAUACAUCGAUCUUCACAUGGGACCCACUCUGCCCAUACUGCUGCUGGGCUCCAUCGAGGCUUGACUUGUGGGUUAUAACAAUUUAUAUAUUGAUUUUAUGUGCAGUAAAUAAAGCGCUCAACAGUA